AUGAAGGUGGUCGGCCUGCUGAGUGGCGGCAAGGAUUCGUGCUACAACCUCGUGCACUGUGUACAGCAGGGUCACGAGCUGGUGGCGCUAGCAACGCUCGCACCGCCAGGGUCCAAGGAUGAGCUCGACUCGUACAUGUACCAGACGGUCGGACACGACGCAGUGCACCUCGUCGCUGCUGCCAUGGGUCUGCCGCUCUAUCGUCGCGAAAUCAAGGGCACUGCAGUCAACCAGCGCUCAGAAUACGGCUCGCGCGCGCCCUCCUCCUCCUCGUCCGGCACCCACGGCGAGGCUCUGGACGACGAGACGGAGGACCUUUACCACCUGCUGCGCGACGUCAAGGCAGCCCAUCCCGACGUGGAGGCCGUGUCGGUCGGGGCGAUCCUGUCGAACUAUCAGCGCGUGCGCGUCGAGCACGUGGCGCUGCGGCCUGAUAUCGGCCUCACGCCGCUGACGUUUCUGUGGCAGCGCGACCAGGCGCAGCUGUACGCCGAGAUGCUCGAUGCCGGGCUCGUCGCCGUGCUCAUCAAGGUCGCCGGCAUCGGGCUGGACGAGCGCGACUUGGGCAAGACGCUUGGUCAGAUGCAACCCAAGCUCACGAGGCUGGCGGCCAUGUAUGGCGCGCACGUUUGUGGCGAGGGCGGCGAGUACGAGACGCUCGCCAUCGACUCGCCGCUGUUCAAGCAGCGCAUCGAUCUGCGUGACGUCGAAACCGUCGUGCACUCGGACAGCGGAUUCGGAAGCGUCAGCUAUCUGCGCCUCAAGAACGCCGUGCUCGUGCCCAAGGAUGCCGACCAGUCCAAGGUCGAGGCAACCACACCGCCUCUGCUCGAUGCGCUGGGUGAACGCACACUCGCUGCAGCACGUGCGGCGUACAAAGACGCAGCGUCGACAGAAUCCGGGAUCCAGGAGCUUACUGCCAAGACUGCUGAGCUGCAAGUCGAUCCUUCGGCAUGGGCGUUACCGGCGCCAUCGGUGCGGAGGAAUGGCAGGUACGUGGUGCUGUCCAACAUUACUGGCGUUGGUGCAGCAGAGGUUGAGGACCAAGUGCGUGCCGCGUUCGAUACGGUGCGCAAGCUGCUGUUGACCGAGCGGUUGGGGGUGGAGCACAUUGCGCACGUCAAUCUGUACGUGCGGUCGCAGACGCUGUUCUCGCGCAUCAAUGCGGUGUACCGCGAGCAGUUUGGCGUCUCGCCUCCCACGCGCGCAUGCGUAGCUCUUCCCCUCCCACCAGGCUGCGAGCUGGUGCUGAGCAUCGUUGCAUUCGACACCGCCUCGGUGGCUGGGACGCCAUUCGAUCGGCGCGCGCUGCAUGUGCAGGGGCGCUCGUUCUGGGCACCUGCGAACAUCGGCCCGUAUUCGCAGAGCCUGCUGGUGGCGGAAAAGACCUGGGUGGCAGGACAGAUCGGACUGGUGCCGGCGGAUUUGUCGCUGCCAGAGGAUGAACCGACCCAGGCGGCGUUGAGUGUCCAGCAUGCACGCAGGAUCGUCACGGCCACAGUGAAUGAUUUGGGCGGAAGGAAGGUGCAGCGAGGAUGGGUCGAGGGUGGUGUUUGCUGGAUCGAGCACGGGGAGGAUGUGCAUGCUAGGCUGGAGAUGGCUAGACACGCCUGGCUUGCUCAAAGUGGUGAAGAUGAUGAGGAGGAGGAGGAAGAGGAGGGGUGGAUGGGAAAGACCGAGGGCAAGCAAGUGGGAUUGUUGAUGGUCACCCUUCCUCGUGGGGCGUUGCCUCGAGGAGCAGUGAUCGAGUGGCAACUCACUGCACACACGGGACGAGUUCCACCACCGAUAUCAGCGGUGGAGGUGGACGAGGAUGAGGUGGGAUCGGACUGCGAUGUGCAUGUUGUACGUACGCGUGCGGUGCUAGCUGGCAUGGAGGCUCUUCAUACCGUAACCACGUCCAGCGCGGGACAGAGCUCGUUUGGACUGCUCACCCUUCGCAUCACCUCUGAAGACCCAGUUGACGAUGCUGCGUUUGCACAGUCGAUCGACGCACUCACGAGCGCCUACGCAGUCCACCUCUUCCUACCCCUCCACCAACGCACUUCCCAAGCCCUCGCUGCUCUCCGUUCCAUCCUACCCACCACCGUGCUCGACACCGCACACCAUGUUCCCUGCACAUCCCUGCACACACCCCACCCGACACUGCAACACGUCGACCUCGCACUCGCAUGGCAUGGCAUCUAG
Moesziomyces aphidis is the source of this 2187-nucleotide messenger RNA. The record is from the annotation of a GenBank genome assembly. NCBI's taxonomy places the organism in Eukaryota, Fungi, Basidiomycota, Ustilaginomycetes, Ustilaginales, Ustilaginaceae.